Messenger RNA from Dalotia coriaria, 1827 nucleotides. Its product is annotated as sperm-tail PG-rich repeat-containing protein 2-like. The coding region runs from base 92 to 1753 and encodes 553 amino acids. The transcript is spliced from 7 exons. Lineage: Eukaryota; Metazoa; Arthropoda; Insecta; Coleoptera; Staphylinidae. The record is from RefSeq and is a predicted model, not a curated record.
ACAAGUUAGGUUUGGUUCGUUAUGUCAAUUGACAUUGACAAUACACGCGUUUUUUCAUAGUUUUUUUCUGCGGAAUAAGUUUUUCUUAAAAAUGUAUAAUUUAUCGCCUCGAUUUUUACUCCCAUCUUCCCAAACUGGUGUUCUUUUGGGACCCAGUUAUUAUUUGCUAGAUGAAGUAGCUGCUAUCAAAGAGAGUUAUGUCCCAUUCUCAUCCAACACCUACCGCAAACCAUUCGUACCUACCACCUACACAGAAGCAAUCUAUGGACCUGUGGACCAACACAAAAUCAUCGGAGGUAGCUCCAUGCAAAACCGAGCACCACGAGUAACCUUCGCCCAAACUACAAGCAAUAAAAAAGAGUUUCCUAAAGGAGACUUAGAAGAAGAUAAAGAACUAAUAAAACAAAAAUCAACUACUUUAAAACCACCCCCACGCCGUACUCGUAAACUCUACGUGUGUAAAGUUCCCUUCUACAACGAUGUGAAAGGACCUUCCGUGCCAUCCCACAUGGACGACAAUGGUUACACCGUCGAUGAGAACGAUAAACUCAUAAAAAAUCCACCGGAUGUCGUGGAUACAACAUUGGGUCCAGCUCGUUACUGCGUGAAUCAAUGCGCAAAUAUGUCGAAACGCAUGUAUGGCGGCUGUAAAUGGUCGGCGCGGACAGAGCCACGACGGACGAUUUUUGCACUCAAUGAUUUUCCUGGCCCAGGAAGCUAUGAUGUGAAUGAGAAGCGCGAGGAUCCUGCGGCGGAGCUUACGGCACGCGCUCGUGAGAUGGCAGUAGGCAUGUCGUACAAUCCACGAAUGAUGGAAUCCAUUCAGAAUCAAACUCUACGCGAGGAUUUUCCUGGGCCACCAGAUUACAAUAUACAGAAACCUUUAAUUACACGGACGACAAAUAAAUAUGCAGGGUUUAAUAUGUCAUCUAGACGCUUCAAAUCAGCGAAUGAUGAUCGUCCAGGUCCUGGAGAUUAUGAACUACGCAGUACUUUAAUACGGAAAAAAGUAUCUCAAUCAGAAACUGGUUUUGGUUGUAAAGUAUUGAGUUCAAAACGCAAGAAAAAAGCUGGGGUUGAAAAACCUGGUGUUGGAACUUAUGACCUCGCCCGAUUCCCUUCAUCAUCAAAAUUCUUACAAUACCGCACUGUUCCCUUUGGCACAGGUGCAACACGUGACUUUUUCAUCCCAGAUGACCAUCCAGGUCCCUCUGAUUAUAACACAAUCCCUAAAAAAGAUGAUUCCAAACCAUCAGCGAUUUUUCGAACAAAUCGUGCUCGAUUAGAGGAGAUAGUCCAAAGCCACCCGAAUGCUACAUGCGCAACGUAUAACAUCCGAGAUGAUUUCAACAGAUUGAAAGCUCGAAGAUCAUUUGCAAGGAAAGAAGUGAGUUUUUCAAGUACACAGGAACGCGUGGCGUUUAAACCUCGUGACGGGCCUAGUUUUUCAAUGGAAGAGACCGAAAAACCAAAGAAAGGAUUUGCAAUUGCGAGGAUUCCAAGAUUUGCUCAUUUUGAUAAUGGUGUUCCGGGUCCAAAUGCCUAUUUGAUUCAACAAUCAGUGGCUUCAUCAAUGUACAAAUCAGCUGCAACGUUCAAUAUCCGCCUGAAAGAAAAUGUAAUCGGUUCAAAACUCCGAUUAGCCCCGAAACACACCCGUGUCGCAUGGUACAAAGAAAAAACCAAACGAAAAAUGCUCCGGGUCUUCAAUCGUCCAGAGAUUCAGUGCAUGGAGAGCUGGAUGGAAUUGUAAGCGACACAUCAUUAGUAUGCGCGUUUAUUUUAUAACCUCACUAAAUGUCAGCGUCAGUAAAUCCUGGAAAAGGU